AUGGAAGCUUUUGCGUUUGCCGUCAACAUCAUCAAGGUCAUCGACUGGGGACGCAAGGGAGUGCUUAUCUGCCAUGAUAUUUUUGAGAGCGGGGAGAUCAAACCGACACAGGUCAUCGAUUGGAGUCGCAAGGCCAUGCCUGUCUACAAUGAUAUUUUCAAGAGUGGGAAAAGCAACCCGACACAAAGAGAGGUCAUCAUGGCACUCAAGAACGCCACGGACUCCCUCCAAGAAUCAUUAUCUUCACAACCAGAACCGCUCCAAAGCUAUGAACAGAAGCUUCUCGAUAUUGCACAAUUAUGCAAAAAUGCUGCAACCAAUCUUUUGAAGAAGCUUGGAAAUGCGGACGGUCACUCCAAGAUGACAAGGGCAAUGACAGCGUUGCUCAAGAAAUCCGCAAUCGAAAAGCUGGAUGACGAUCUUGCGUCUUGUCAAAGGGCUCUGGAAACUCAGUUACUACUCGAUCUCAGGAACAACCACGACCUGACAGCACUUCGAACAGACCAAGCAUUUGAUAACCUGGACGCUAAAGUACAGAACAUCAUUCUCAAAUUGGAGGACGGGAAAACAAAACUGAGCCAAAUUUUGGACAACCACACCAAGAUUAUCACAAAAAUGGACAGUCAGCAUGCCGAAGCAAUGGUGAAAAUGAACAGGCUAGAGGCUAGAAGUGGAUCUCUACAAGCCAGCGCAGAAGAGGACCAUCAAAAAGCUGUGCUUGCCAGUUUGUUUUUCCCAGAGAUUACCUCCCGAAGAGAACAGAUAUCGGAGGUGUACCCAGACACAUACGAAUGGGUCUUUAAGAUAACGGACCGAAACAGUGCUUACGCUAAAAACCCAAAUCUAUUGCAAUGGCUCAAAAAUGGUAACGGUAUCUACUGGAUAUCUGGAAAAGUCGGCUCAGGCAAAUCUACCCUGAUCAAGUACAUCACUGAGCACCCAGAAAAUAAAGCAGCGCAAGCUUCGUGGGCUGGCCCGGCAAAUAUGUUCAUUGCAACGCACUUCUUUUGGUCACAAGGCGUGACACUUCAACGUUCCCAAGAAGGAUUUCUUCGAACAAUUCUCUACCAAAUCUUGAAAUCGACCCCCAAUUUGAUGGCCUUUCUUGAUAGACCGUUGAAGCUUUGCAUUUUCGCCGAUGGACUAGACGAGUACAUGGGAGACCCCACAGAGCUAGUGAAGUUGUUGUACCACAUCUCUUCCGGAGCUAAUCUUAAAUGCGUAAUCGGCAGCCGACCAUGGGCAGCCUUUCGCAAGAUAUUGGAAGCUAGUCCACAAAUCCGCCUGCAAGAGCUCACGGAACCGGACAUUCUCAGUUUUGUUUCCGGAAAAAUCAGAACUGCAGCAACUCAGGCCCUGCUAUCAGAACAACAAACGAUCACGCUUACCUCCACGAUGUUACGAAAGGCUGAGGGCGUUUUUCUUUGGGUUAGUCUAGCAACCGCUUCUGUUCUCGAAGGCAUUCUGAAUGGCGAUGACUUUGAUGAAUUACAAUCAAGAGUUGAUGAGUUGCCAAUUCAACUAUCAGAAUUGUACCGUAGGAUCUUGCUUCGCAUUGAUGAGAGAUACCGACUUGAAGCAAUGCGUAUCUUCCAAAUUCUUCUCUUGGACAAUUCAAAUCCUGCUCUGACAGCAUCGGUACUCACGCUUUCCCUUAUGGACUUUGGAAUGGAGAAGAAGAAAAGUCCGACUCCGAAUCUUCAAGACGAUGAGGACUACAAAGCUCUGCUAAGGGAUUGCAAUCGGACCCUUGUCCAGCUGCAACAGAGGUGUGGAGGCCUGCUGCAAUUUGAAUCUCUGUUCAGCAAUAAUAAGCACCUCUACUCUAAUAAAAUUCCCGAAAAUAUUAUUUCUUUGGCUAUAGCUGAACAUAUGAAUGUUCGGUUUCUCCAUAAGACUGUUUUUGACUCCUUCCGAGAAUCUCCCCAGGCCCUUGAACUCACCGGUUCCCACCCCCAGGGUCCUUGA
This is a messenger RNA of Aplosporella prunicola CBS 121167, 1968 nucleotides long. RefSeq lists its product as uncharacterized. The record is from RefSeq and is a predicted model, not a curated record. The transcript has 3 exons. NCBI's taxonomy places the organism in Eukaryota, Fungi, Ascomycota, Dothideomycetes, Botryosphaeriales, Aplosporellaceae. Bases 1 to 1968 code for a protein of 655 amino acids.